Molecule: messenger RNA, 765 nt
Organism: Daktulosphaira vitifoliae (grape phylloxera)
Lineage: Eukaryota; Metazoa; Arthropoda; Insecta; Hemiptera; Phylloxeridae
Product: ataxin-8-like
Exons: 2
Coding region: 1-270 (89 amino acids)
Molecular function (GO): nucleic acid binding; zinc ion binding
Source: RefSeq, a predicted model, not a curated record
AUGUUAUCAAUUCUAAAUUCUCAAUCUUAUUUAUUAUUUAUUUUCAAUUUUGUAGCAUGUAACUAUUGUAAGAAAAGAGGGCACUUGGCCAAAACUUGUAAAAUAAAAAAAAAGCAGCAAAAUCUACAACAACACCAACAACAACAACAGCAGCAGCAGCAGCAGCAACAACAGCAGCAGCAACAACAACAGCAGCAGCAGCAGCAGCAGCAACAACAUCAACAACAACAGCUACAACAACAACCAACAGAAAACUGCUGCAUAUUAUAAAUUUAUAAUAUGCAGCAUUUUUCUGUAGUGUUUUUUUUUUUUAAUAAAAAUUUUAUAAAUAACUACUUAUUUGUUUUUUUAUUUUUAUCAUUUUAUUAUUUAUUCUAAGGUGUAUAUAAAGUAAUCAUAUUGGAUAAACAUAGGCUGCAUGAGUUUAGUACUUCAAAUAUACAUCAGUAAACACAUAUCAUUUGUGAUCAGCAAAUGAUAAAAAUUCGAAGUAGAGUUAAAUUUUACAUUUUUGUAUACAUUACGAUAAUUUAAGAAUCUAAAAAUAUUUUACUUUAAGCUUGGUCACUACAAACUCUGAAAUAAAUUUUAAUUCAAUGUAAGAAAAGAAAUUCUCUAUUUAGUGUUGUGUAAUGUACUACAAUUUAUCUCAAUAGUUGCUUUAAAUUAUGCAUUCAGGUUGAUCAAUUUAUUUAUUAUUAUUAACUUUAGGACUUGAUAUAUAAAAAUUAGUAUGGUCGUAAUUUCAAAUGUGAAAUACUAUAG